Daphnia magna is the source of this 1662-nucleotide messenger RNA. Its product is annotated as 28S ribosomal protein S31, mitochondrial. The record is from RefSeq and is a predicted model, not a curated record. The transcript is spliced from 6 exons. Lineage: Eukaryota; Metazoa; Arthropoda; Branchiopoda; Diplostraca; Daphniidae. Gene Ontology annotation, cellular component: mitochondrial small ribosomal subunit. The coding region runs from base 112 to 1614 and encodes 500 amino acids. Gene Ontology annotation, molecular function: structural constituent of ribosome.
ACGAAAAAGGCCAACACGGGUGUAAUUGAAGUGACCCUUGUAUCGGGUCUAUAUAAACCAGAAAACAGCCAACUCGUUUGACACAUGUGAAGGAAACUCAACUAUCCAAAGAUGAAAUUGUCCCUGAUGUUCAUAGUGGGCUGCAUUACUGCAUCUCUCUCGUACGGACAGCCUCCAUUUCAAUGGCAGCAGAUGCGUCCGGCAUCCAGAAAUCGCCAAUUUAUGACGCUGAUCGAUUUUCGGAACAGCGAUGCUGAUAAUGUUAUUGCCGAUAACGACCACUGGGACAGCGCGGAUGAGCCUUUAUGGCGUCAAGAGGAUGAUGGCGUUCCGCAUUUGCGUCAGUAUCACCACAACGAGAAUGUCAAUCAAUUUUAUUACCCAAUGUCACCGUCAUUUCUUCCGACGCCUGUUAGAGAUCACGGACGAAUCAGCUCACGCCAGAAAACUCGUCCCUUCAUUCGUCCAUCAACUCCAUCAGACAGCACCGACAUGAUGGCUAAUAAUGCUCGUUUUUUCGCAUCGUUUCCUAACUUGUUCUUCCCGUCAAUGUUCUACUCUUAUUUGAGCAGUAUUAGCACGUCUGCCUAUUCAACGUCCACUUCGUAUUUGAUUUUGAAUUCCACUUUGACGACGACGUUGAUUACUUCGUGCAUUCCAAUCUCAUCGUUCAGCGCUGCCACAUUGGCCAAUGUGGCCUGUCGUAGGAAAAGACACCUGAUGGACGAAGCUGUUGUGGCAGGUGAUGAUGAAUUGGGCGUCUUACAAGGCCCUAAUUAUCUAUCGAAUGAAGAGGAACAAUGGAUGGAUUCAUCACUGGUCAACAGUUUAGGAAGAACAGUGGACCCGGAGAUUCUGUCAUCGAAGGAGACGGAAGUAACCGAACCUGAAAUGCUGCAGGCAGUGGAAGAUGUUUCGAAUAUGUUAAGCAAAGAAAAGGAAGCAUUGAAAAAUAGCCUAAUUGCAAAACUUGAGGAUGUUGCAGAUGAAAGUGAAAGGGCCAGAUUAGAGCCAUUCAAACCAAACAAACAGAAAACAGAAGACCUUAACAGUUUAUUGAACACCUUAAAAGUAGAUGGAAAGAAGCCUAAAAACAAAUCUCCAGCACCCAAGUUAGCUCCAGUAAAAAUUGAAGAUAUAUAUAGUGCCCAACCAAGUGGGAUAUUUAGUAAAGCGCAUUUCAUAGAAGAAUCUUCUGCCGUUUCCGGGUUGGCGACUUGGGAUAUGCUAUAUGAGAAAGAACUUGAACUUGCUGUAACUCAUCCGCCUGCCAAUGGUUUCCAGCAAAUGAUCCAAUGGACCAAGCAAGGAAAAGUGUGGCAGUUCCCUAUUGAUAACGAGCAAGGUUUGGAUGAAGAAGCUCAAGUCGGAUUCCACGAGCAUGUAUUUUUGGAACCCCAUUUGAAGCCUUGGUGUCCAAGGCGAGGACCAGUGCGCCAUUUUAUGGAACUUGUCGUCGUUGGUUUGAGUAAAAACCCUUACUUAACUGUGGAACAGAAAAAGGAACACAUAAACUGGUUCCGAGACUUUUUCGAAGCCAAACGCAGCAUCCUUAUCGAUACUGGAGCAAUCCCUGAUAUAACGACGAAGUCCUCUCCUUCUUUAUCAACCUAAGAGGAUGUGGUUUCUUGGAAUAUAUAGUCAACGUUUGUGUUACUUAAA